CAGCGGGGAAGGCGGGUGGCGGGGUUCGGGGCGUGAAGCGGCGGGAGUGGCGCUGGCGGCGGCAGCUGAGGCCUUGGCAGAAGCCGCGCGAACCUCAGGGCAAGGUGCUUGGAACCGGACCUGCUGCCACCACCACAGCUACCAUCACAUCCAGCAAUGUGAGCAUUCUGCAGCAGUUUGCCAGUGGCCUGAAGAGCCAGAAUGAGGAGACCAGGGCCAAAGCUGCCAAGGAGCUCCAACAUUAUGUCACCAUGGAGCGCCGAGAGAUGAGUCAGGAGGAGUCUACUUGCUUCUAUGAUCAGCUGAACCAUCACAUUUUGAAUUGGUCUCCAGCUGAGAAGCCAACGAGAGGAAAGAUGACAUCUUGGCCAUACAUUUUGACAGAGCUGGAGCACAGUGGCAUUGGAAGAAUCAAAGAGCAGAGUGCCCGCAUGCUGGGGCACCUGGUCUCCAAUGCCCCCGACUCAUGCACCCCUACAUGGAGCCUGUUCUGAAGCUGACUACAGCACGAGUGAGAUGCUGGUCAACAUGGGAAACCUGCCUCUGGACGAGUUCUACCCCGCUGUCUCCAUGGUGGCCCUGAUGCGGAUCUUCCGAGACCAGUCCCUCUCUCACCACCACACCGUGGUUGUUCAGGCCAUCACCUUCAUCUUCAAGUCCCUGGGGCUCAAGUGUGUGCAGUUCCUGCCCCAGGUCAUGCCCACGUUCCUUAAUGUAAUUCGGGUCUGCGACGGGGCCAUCCGUGAAGUGGUAGGAAUGGCAUGUGAACAUCAAGUCCCUCUUAUUGGCUUGAGAGACCUUGAGCAGAACCUCUUACAACGUCUGCAGUUAGCUUUCUCCAGCAACCUUGUAGGCAAGACCCCACAGAAGGCAAGAGAGAAGUGCAGACUAAGGAGAGCUUCAUAG
Molecule: messenger RNA, 906 nt
Organism: Choloepus didactylus (southern two-toed sloth)
Lineage: Eukaryota; Metazoa; Chordata; Mammalia; Pilosa; Megalonychidae
Product: serine/threonine-protein kinase mTOR-like
Exons: 7
Coding region: 454-906 (150 amino acids)
Source: RefSeq, a predicted model, not a curated record